AUGUCGUUGAUAGACAAGGUAGCAUCGAAGAAACGGAGCCGGAAUGUACCUCCGGUAGGGAACGUAGACAAAGCUGACGGUGUUUCGGUGCCUAGCGGCGCUGACGUAAAGAACUCAACAAGUGGUGAGACGGGUGAUAAAUCUAAGGAACCUGUAGCUGAAGGGGGAAAAGAUGCAAAUAAG
This is a messenger RNA of Sphaeroforma arctica JP610, 183 nucleotides long. RefSeq lists its product as hypothetical. The annotation marks the transcript as partial. The record is from RefSeq and is a predicted model, not a curated record. Lineage: Eukaryota; Ichthyosporea; Ichthyophonida. The transcript has a single exon.